Messenger RNA from Haliotis rubra (blacklip abalone), 776 nucleotides. RefSeq lists its product as uncharacterized. Gene Ontology annotation, biological process: cell-matrix adhesion. Gene Ontology annotation, molecular function: calcium ion binding. The record is from RefSeq and is a predicted model, not a curated record. Bases 27 to 629 code for a protein of 200 amino acids. Lineage: Eukaryota; Metazoa; Mollusca; Gastropoda; Lepetellida; Haliotidae. The transcript is spliced from 5 exons. Gene Ontology annotation, cellular component: lysosome; extracellular region.
GUCUCCGUCAUAACGUCCAGGACUUGAUGUCCGUCAUGCUGCUACUUCUGGUCAGUGCGUCCUGUCUGGCGGCCGCCAGCGCUCAGCGCAUAUCUUGCACUAUGGACAAUAAAUGGUCGGCCACCAUGUUCGACAUUCGAGCGACCUCCCAAGGAUAUGGUAUAAUGGCUGACUUUUACUACGACUUCAUGAAGGGAACCACUGCCAUCCAGUACUAUCAGUCCGAUUCCCAAGUAAAGGCGCGCAAAGUGGUCACAUCGUACUUCACGAAGGAACGCUACAACAUCGAAGCUGAUGGCACAUGCACCAAGGUUGCCAUCACUGAAAAGUUGCUGCCAAAUGCCGUCGUGGGCGAGAGGACAGAACUUGGAUCCAGCUACAUCGGUGCCUCGUUAGGCGGGCUGAAAUCUGACAAUUGGUUCUUUCCGCUUGGAACUCAGAACGUAACUGUGAGCUUCGCCUACCCUGGCUGUGUCCUAACAUUUCAGGGAAUUGUCGACACAGCAAAGUCACCCCCAGAGAAGACAGCGUUCUACUUCAAUAAGCACACGGCAGGCAUCACUGAUCCGUCUGCCUUUAGCGUACCCUCCUCCUGUCAAUUGCUUAGUCAACCUGUGGGCAAACGAUGAUGACAUUAUGAUUACAUUUCUACUUGGUGGCUUUCCAGGAUGUACUGCUGACAUUGAUAUGGAUAUCUGGUGCAAAAUAAUGUUCUGGCUGCUGAGUUUAUUUAUAAAUACAAACAUCUAUUUGUGUAAUAAACCUCCUAUCACCUG